CUUUCAUUUGAAACUAGAAAAAAAAACCCCGAAAAUCGAAGCCAUAUAAUUAUUCGUCCACAAAUCUCAUCUGUAUUUUGGCGACAGAUUCUAGCUCUAGACAAAAGCACAUCGGUAGAUACAAAGGCCGCUCCAUUUUGCAGCAUUCUUAAAAAGAGUUAAUUAUAGACAAACAGAUUUUGGCUAAAAUAAUAUUUCUUAAAAUAUUAUGAAUAUUAAAACUUUUUAUUUUGAAAUAAUCUUAAGAAUGCCAAAUGAUCUUAAAUUGGUAAAAUAUUCACAUAUUUUAGAUGCUCACGCAUGCCGCCCUUAAAUCUGAUAAAGGUCGACAGUACACCAGCAUGAUGGUCCUAUCGGAACGCCAUAGAAUUCGGCUUAGUGGUCGAUGACCUGUGCUAUUUAUCGUCCACAGCUUAAUUCGCUGGGGUUUAAAGUAGUGUAAACAAGCACAUGUUUACUUCAAGAUGGAAGUGUUUCCUAAAAUAUUAUUGAUUUUACAAACAGUUCUACCAGUUAUAGGAAUUUUUAUUUUAUAUUAUGUUGUUUCGUGUAUUAUCUAUUUACGCCGAGCAAACCAGAGAUUUUGUGGAGCAAAAGGGCCAACAAAAUGUCACUGGUUGUUCGGAAGUUUCGUUCAUUUCCCAGCCGAUGCCCAUGAAAGGGCGAUGUACCUUGUUGAAAUGGCAAACACCUAUGGCAGCGAUCAAGGGUACGUUCUACUAUGGGGCAUUUUCAAGAAACCAAUUGUGGUGCCCUGUAGUCCAAAAGUGAUGGGGAGUAUAUGCAAAAGUAACGAACCAAAGUCAAAAGGACUCGGGGGCUCUUAUCGGUUUUUACUGCCGUGGCUUGGUGAAGGUUUGCUUGUUGCCAACGGAGAAAAAUGGGUGCGAAACAGACGUCUGCUAACUCCCGCCUUCCACUUCGAGAUUCUAAAGCCUUACACCAAAGUGUUUAACCAGUCAGCUGAUAUACUUGUGAAAAAGCUGAUGAAGAAAGCAGAAUGUUGCGAGAGGUUUGAUGUUUUUCAGCAAAUAAGUUUAUGCACGUUGGAGGUCAUACUCAAAUGCGCUUUUUCAUACAGUAAAGAUGUACAGAGUGCUGGAGAGGCUAAUCCAUAUGUGAAAGCAGUCAACAGAUUAACAGACGCUGUCAUAUAUAGAUUUCUGCGUCCUAUAACCUUCUUUGACACUAUAUGGAAUAUCUGUUCAGUGGGGCGACAGUUUAAGAAAGACUGUGAAUUUGUUCACUCCGUGGCGGAGGAAAUUAUCGACAAGCGGAGAAAAACACUGGAACAGACCGGAAGUUCCAAGAGUAGUCGGUACAUUGACUUUCUGGAUAUCCUUCUAACUGCGAGGGAUGAGGAGGGUCGAAGUCUCACAAGACUGGAAAUCCGGAACGAAGUGGACACAUUUUUGUUUGAAGGUUAUGACACAACAGCUAGUGCUAUAUCGUGGAUCCUGUAUUCUUUGGCGGAAAAUACCGAAUGUCAGCGGAAAUGUCAGGCGGAGAUUGACGAAGUACUCGACGAUAGGGAAACCGAUGAUCUAGAAUGGUCAGAUUUAAAUCAGCUGGAAUACCUAACAAUGUGUAUCAAAGAAGGUAUGCGUUUACAUUCCCCGGUACCUGGUGUGAGCCGCGAAACAACACAAGACUUUGAUCUUGGCGACAGAGUAGUCCCUGAAGGAACAAUUUUCAUUUUGAGUAUUUGGAUUUUAAAUCACAUGGAAAAUGUUUGGGGUCCAGAUCACAUGGAGUUCAAACCAGAACGAUUCUCUAAAGAAAACAUCGACAAGAUUGAACAUUUCCAGUAUGUGCCGUUUUCAGCAGGACCAAGGAACUGUAUUGGACAGAACUUUGCCUUGAACGAAGAAAAGGUUGUAUUGUCAAAGUUAUUGAGAAAGUAAGUAAAUUAGUAUUUA
Molecule: messenger RNA, 1919 nt
Organism: Mercenaria mercenaria
Lineage: Eukaryota; Metazoa; Mollusca; Bivalvia; Venerida; Veneridae
Product: cytochrome P450 4F1-like
Exons: 10
Coding region: 465-1904 (479 amino acids)
Molecular function (GO): oxidoreductase activity, acting on paired donors, with incorporation or reduction of molecular oxygen; heme binding; iron ion binding
Source: RefSeq, a predicted model, not a curated record